AUGGCAUCCGCAGACGACUUCACGCUCAUCGAGAACGAAAGCCCGCAUAACCCGCCGCAGCUGUUUCCCGACUAUCGGCAAUUGCUGAACGGCAAGGGCUUCGAUCCCGACGUCCAAGUCGUCACGGCUUUGCGAGAGAAACACCCAGAGUUGACUGUUACGAGCGUGCCCGGCAACAAUGUCAAUCUUCUUCAAUUUGCCGCGGCGGGCUACGCUCAAGCUGAAUUAGACAAUGACACCGAACCUGUCAUCCGCUGGACAGGCUUUGUAGGGCCAGAUCACAGAGGCGGAUCAGGUCAUCUUACCGACAUCACCUUCUACGGGAGGUACAAGUAUACCUGGAACAAUGAGCAAUUUAUUCUGUACACAAUCGUCUAUGGAUUGUCCUCGGUUCAGUACAUUUUGAAGGAACCCACCGGUAGCGAGACUGCAACUUCGCACUCAUCGGUAGUUAAUCGGCUUCUGUCCACGAUUGGGGCCUGGCUCAUCAAGGAAGAGCCAGCCAUCUACGUCUACGACAAUUUCUGGGAGCGAUCGACCAAGCUCUGGGACGAAGUGAAGAAGGCGAAGUGGGAGGAUGUGAUCCUUGAUCCCAAGAUGAAGAAGGCUUUGACCGAAGUUGCGAACAAGUUUUUCGAUAACGAAGACAUUUAUCGCGAAUACGGCGUGCCAUGGAAACGCGGUCUGAUCUUUCACGGCCCUGUGGGCAACGGCAAGACGAUUUCCCUGAAAGCUCUCAUGCAUACGGUCCAGGAGCGCAAACAACCAGUGGUGACCUUGUACGUGAAGAGUGCACCCUAUCCCUGGAGUAUUAGACAGGUCUUUAUGAUGGCGAGAUCCAUGACACCUUGUAUGUUGGUGCUGGAGGACAUCGACACCAUCGUGACCAAAAGUACACGAAGCUACUUCUUCAACGAGGUGGACGGGCUGGAGAACAAUGACGGCAUUCUCAUGAUCGCAACGACAAACCACCUGGACGAGCUGGAUCCGGGCCUCUCCAAGCGACCUUCACGAUUCGACCGCAAGUAUCUGUUCCCGCUGCCGAACAAGGGCGAGAGAACCCAAUAUGCACAAUACUGGAGAAACAAGCUGAAGAACAAGAAGAGCAUUGAAUUCCCAAGCAAACUGUGUGAGGCGAUUGCAGGCAUCACUGACGACUUCUCCUUCGCAUACUUGAAGGAAGCUUUCGUAGCGACUCUUCUCGAGUUGGCGCGGACCCACGACGGAGACGAUGAGGACGAUGAAUCUGUCAAGAUUGGAGCAAGCGACGAAGACGAAGACCCGCUUGACAAAUACGAGUUUUGGCGAGCGUUCAAGGCGCAAGUCAAGGUUCUGCGCAAUGAGAUGGGCGAUGAUGGGGGAGACGGUGACGAGGGUCCUGAUCCCCAACCCCGUAUCUUCGAUGAGGGAAUUUCUGCUCUUGAAUACGAAGGAAUGACGCCCAUGCUCGAAAAGAUGAGGCUGCAGGGCAGUGGGAACAAGGCAGCCUUGCCGCAGGGUGCUUACCCAGGGCGACAGCUCGCUUCUGCGGCACGCAGUCCUAUUGACGGAUUUGCCCCGCUUGCGCGGAACAAGUCUGCGGGCGUGUGGGAGUGGGGCGUGUAG
Messenger RNA from Didymosphaeria variabile, 1605 nucleotides. RefSeq lists its product as uncharacterized. The coding region runs from base 1 to 1605 and encodes 534 amino acids. The transcript is spliced from 3 exons. Gene Ontology annotation, cellular component: cytosol; peroxisomal membrane. Gene Ontology annotation, molecular function: ATP hydrolysis activity; ATP binding. Gene Ontology annotation, biological process: protein import into peroxisome matrix. NCBI's taxonomy places the organism in Eukaryota, Fungi, Ascomycota, Dothideomycetes, Pleosporales, Didymosphaeriaceae. The record is from RefSeq and is a predicted model, not a curated record.